CCGAAUAGGUGGCCCCAUCCGCACAACUUGAUUGCAUACGGAGACUCGUAUGCGGCUGGGAUUGGAGCCCAUUGUGGCUGGAUUAGCGAUGAGUUCGACAACGGCGAGCAAGGGUGGGACUGUCGUCGGUGCGAAGGGGCUUACCCGUAUCAGCUCCUGAGCGCCGGAGACCAGAUGAAAGGUACGACCCUGCGCUUUCCUGCGUGCACCGGGGCAGUCAUUGCGGAUCUGGAGACUGCCAUUUCCGGCCCAAUACUACGCGAGCAGUGGCUGGGCGACCAUCUCAAUCGGGGCAACGAUCUCGGCUUCAGCGAUAUCGCGUGGUAUUGCCUGUACUGGUGGGAUGAAGACAAAUGCACCAGUGCUAUGGCUAAUGCAGCGACGAAACUCCGGUCGAACGCUUUCCGCCUGCAAUUAUCCACCCUAUAUGACAAUAUAUUUUUGGACGCGCUUUCUCAGAGGACCACCGCGGACGGGUUCUUACUCGUCGUGACUGGCUACAUA
Messenger RNA from Aspergillus novofumigatus IBT 16806, 504 nucleotides. RefSeq lists its product as uncharacterized. NCBI's taxonomy places the organism in Eukaryota, Fungi, Ascomycota, Eurotiomycetes, Eurotiales, Aspergillaceae. Gene Ontology annotation, molecular function: triacylglycerol lipase activity. The record is from RefSeq and is a predicted model, not a curated record. Gene Ontology annotation, biological process: triglyceride catabolic process. The annotation marks the transcript as partial. The transcript has 2 exons.